Molecule: messenger RNA, 3087 nt
Organism: Heterocephalus glaber (naked mole-rat)
Lineage: Eukaryota; Metazoa; Chordata; Mammalia; Rodentia; Bathyergidae
Gene: Foxo6
Product: forkhead box O6
Biological process (GO): regulation of transcription by RNA polymerase II
Cellular component (GO): nucleus
Molecular function (GO): DNA-binding transcription factor activity, RNA polymerase II-specific; RNA polymerase II cis-regulatory region sequence-specific DNA binding
Source: RefSeq, a predicted model, not a curated record
GCACGGGCUCGGUCUCAGGCAUGGUGCAACCCGGUCUCGUCCCGGGAGAGCGGGACUCGCGCGCUGGGCCGGCGCCCGGGGAGCGGCGGCGGCGGCGGCGGCUGCAGGCGCAGGAAGGCGGCAGGUGCUAGAAGCCGGGCUGGGCGAGGUGUGUACCCGCCGGGCUCCCGGGCCGCCGCCCCCUCGCCGCCCGGGUCUUAGCCUGUCCUCGUGUUCCCCAGCGCGUCCAGCCCCCUGCCUCCGCGCCCCGACCCAUGGCGACCCGCAGCUGAACCAGCGCCGCCAGGGACCCCUCCCGCGGGCCUCCCGGGGCGCGCAGCUCCCGGAGCCGCCCGCCCACCCUCCGCGGAGCCUCCCUCCCCUUCUCGCCGGAGCCGGGCGGGACCAUGGCCGCGAAGCUACGAGCGCAUCAGGUGGACGUGGACCCGGACUUCGCGCCGCAGAGCCGGCCGCGCUCCUGUACCUGGCCCCUGCCGCAGCCUGACUUGGCUGGCGACGAGGACGGAGCGCUGGGCGCAGGGGUGGCGGAGGGCGCCGAGGACUGCGGGCCGGAGCGCAGGGUUACGGCCCCGGCGAUGGCCCCUGCGCCGCCCCUGGGAGCAGAGGUCGGACCGCUGCGGAAAGCGAAGAGCUCCCGGCGGAACGCGUGGGGGAACCUGUCCUACGCCGAUCUCAUCACCAAAGCCAUCGAGAGCGCCCCGGACAAGCGGCUCACGCUCUCGCAGAUCUACGACUGGAUGGUCCGCUACGUGCCCUACUUCAAGGAUAAAGGCGACAGCAACAGCUCGGCAGGCUGGAAGGAAGGGAAGGAAAGAGAGAGAAAGGAAAUGGGAGUCCUGGAUGGGAUCAGAGCUCUUGCCACAGCCACGCAGGUGGUCUCUACUCUGGGGAAUCACAAAAGAGGAGCUGGGUCUUCAUCCCCAUCAGGUAGCAGGAACUCCAUCCGGCACAACCUGUCACUGCACACCCGCUUCAUCCGCGUGCAGAACGAGGGCACUGGCAAGAGUUCCUGGUGGAUGCUGAACCCUGAGGGCGGAAAGACAGGCAAGACCCCGAGGCGCAGGGCCGUGUCCAUGGACAAUGGGGCCAAGUUCCUGCGUAUCAAGGGCAAAGCGAGCAAGAAGAAGCAGCUGCAGGCACCGGAGCGAAGCCCCGACGACAGCCCUCCGGGCGCGCCUGUCCCAGGGUCCCUGGCUGCCGCGGCCAAGUGGACCUCCAGCCCGGCCUCGCACGCCAGCGACGACUACGAUGCCUGGGCCGACUUCCGCGGCGGCGGGAGACCCCUGCUCGGGGAAGCGGCCGAGCUGGAAGACGACGAGGCCCUGGAGGCUUUGGCGCCGUCUUCGCCGCUCAUGUACCCAAGUCCCGCGAGCACGCUGUCGCCCGCGCUGGGCGCUCGCUGCCCCGGGGAGCUGCCCCGUCUGGCCGAGCUGGGAGGCGCGCUAGGCCUGCACGGCGGCGGCGCAGGGCUGCCCGAGGCGCUGCUGGACGGCGCUCAGGACGCGUAUGGGCCGCGGGCCCGCGCCGGGACGCCCGCCUACUUCGGGAGCUGCAAGGGUGGUCCCUACGGCGGAGGUGGGGGCUUUGGGCCUCCGGCGCUGGGCGCGCUGCGCCGCCUGCCCAUGCAGACCAUCCAGGAGAACAAGCAGGCCAGCUUUGCGCAGGCCACCGCGCCCUUCCGCCCCGGGGCGCUUCCCGGGUUGCUGCCGCCGCCUCCGCCCGCGCCUAGGCCCGGCCCAGUCCUGGGCACGCCCGGGGAGCUGGCGCUGGCGGGUGCGGCCGCCGCCUACCCCGGCAAGGGAGCGGCCCCUUACGCGCCGCCCGCGCCCUCGCGCAGUGCCUUAGCCCACCCCAUCAGCCUUAUGACGCUGCCCGGCGAGGCGGGAGCCGCGGGCCUCGUCCCGCCCGGCCACGCCACGGCCUUCGGGGGCCCGCCCGGCGGCCUCCUGCUGGACGCACUGCCUGGGCCAUACGCUGCCGCCGGGCCACUGGGUGCCGCGCCCGACCGCUUCCCCGCGGACUUGGACCUCGACAUGUUCAGCGGGAGCCUCGAGUGCGACGUCGAGUCCAUCAUCCUCAACGACUUCAUGGACAGCGACGAAAUGGACUUCAACUUCGACUCUGCCCUGCCUCCGCCACCGCCCGGCCUGGCCGGGGCCCCGCCCCCCAACCAGAGCUGGGUGCCGGGCUGAGGGCUGCCAGCUGCAUCCUGGAUGCCCCGGUCCCGUCCCCAGGGGGCCUCUGUCUUCCCAUCCUGAUCCCCGGGUCCCCAUCCCCGAUCCAGUCCUCGAAAGGAUCCAGGAGGCAGCCCCAGCCGUGCUAGAGACCUCCCUGGGUUGACCUCAGCGGGGGGAGUGGGAGGGCGGGGCUGGGGCUCCCCACCCUUCCUGCCCGACUCCCGAGCCUUGCAUCUCUCCUCCCUGGGCCGGAAGCCUGGGAGAGAGAGAAGGCUGAAAUCUGGGCCGGGUCAGAGUGGAGAAGAGCGAGGGGACCGUCUGGGUGUGGAUGCUGGCCACGGAGCCAACUGGGAGAUGGGGCAGGGGGCGUUUCUGAAUCUUCAUUUUCAUUUGCGCAACCCUUGUGGUGGCUGGGACGCGUAGCCCAUCCCAAACUUUGAUCCCCAACAGACACCAUUCCCCACCGAUCUUAGUCUCACUGCCCGAGGCCAGCAACCCAAAAGCUCUCGUCUAUUGGCCAUCCACCCUGAGCAAUCCAACUCCAAGCCUACAGCAACCCUCACCCCCACGGUUCAGCCUGUCCCUUCCAUCCUAGCCGGCCCUAAUGUUCCCCUCCCCGGUCAGGCAGCCCCAUCAUGGCCCCAGUGCUGGUCUCAGCCUCUCCAGUGGGCCUCAGCUCCGGAUCCGGAUCCCCGGUCCAACACCCCUUUCUCCGUACCAGUGCUGGCCCCUCUCCCAUAUUUAUAAGUGUCCGGUCGGGGCGGGCGGUGGGCGAGGCGUCCCCGGCGCGUAUCGUAGGCAGUGUACCGUGGCCGUGCCGUCAGCGUGUGCGUGUGCGUGUGUGCCGUGUCGAGGCCGUGUAGAGUGCAUUGUACAGCAUAUUUUCAUGAAUAAAAUUGUUUUAAAUAUU